This is a messenger RNA of Rangifer tarandus platyrhynchus (Svalbard reindeer), 909 nucleotides long. NCBI's taxonomy places the organism in Eukaryota, Metazoa, Chordata, Mammalia, Artiodactyla, Cervidae. The record is from the annotation of a GenBank genome assembly.
AUGGGGAACUGCUGCUGGACGCAAUGCUUCGGACUCCUGCGCAAGGAAGCGGGGCGGCUGCCGCGUGCAGGAGGCGGCGGAGGAUCCAAGUAUUUUAGAACAUGCUCAAGAGGUGAGCACUUAACUAUAGAGUUUGAGAAUCUAGUAGAAAGUGAUGAAGGAGAAAGCCCAGGAAGCAGUCAUAGGCCUCUUACUGAGGAAGAAAUUGUUGACCUGAGAGAGAAGCAUUAUGAUUCUAUUGUUGAAAAGCAGAAAGAUCUGGAUAUGAAAAUCCAAAAAGAGUUAGCCUUACGAGAAGAGAAGUUAAGACUAGAAGAAGAAGCUUUAUACGCUGCCCAGCGUGACGCAGCCAGGGCAGCAAAGCAGCGAAAGCUCUUGGAGCAAGAAAGGCAGAGAGUUGUGCAGCGAUGCCAUGCUUCCAACAAUGGAGAAUAUCAAAGUCCAGGACCAGAAGAUGACUUUGAAUCUUGUUUGAGAAAUAUAAAGUCACAGUAUGAAGUUUUUCGAAGUAGUAGACUCUCAUCAGAUGCCACAGUUUUGACACCAAAUACAGAAAGCAGUUGUGAUUUAAUGACCAAAACUAAAUCAACUAGUGGAAAUGAUGACAGCACAUCUUUAGAUCUAGAAUGGGAAGAUGAAGAAGGAAUGAAUCGAAUGCUUCCAAUGAGAGAACGUUCCAAAACAGAGGAAGACAUUCUCCGGGCAGCACUUAAGUAUAGCUGCAAGAAGACUGGGAGUAAUCCUACGUCAGCCUCUGAUGAUUCCAAUGGGCUGGAGUGGGAGAAUGACUUUGUUAGUGCCGAAAUGGAUGAUAAUGGCAAUUCCGAGUAUUGUGGAUUUGUAAAUCCUGUAUUAGAACUGUCCGAUUCUGGUCUAAAGCAAUAUGAUUCAGAUCAGCAAAAACGAUAG